AUGGGGACUCCUAAAAGAACUGUCCCUAACAUAUUGAUAACAGGAACGCCGGGCGUUGGUAAAUCUUCAAUAUCACGGUUAUUGUCGGAUAGAACCAAGUUCGAAUGGAGGGAAGUGUCAAGACUCGCUGAAGAAUACAACUGUCUAGACGAAUAUGAUCCAGAAUAUCAAUGUCCUUUUCUGAAUGAAGAUAAGCUUUUAGAUAUUAUGGAGGGCAUGAUGUCUAAAGGGGGUAACAUUGUUGACUACCAUGGCUGCGAGUUCUUCCCAGAGCGCUGGUUUGAUGCAGUUUUUGUCAUAAGAACUAAUAACACUGCAUUAUAUGAUAGGCUGAAGGCGAGGGGAUAUACUGGCAAGAAAUUAGAAGAUAAUAUACAGUGUGAAAUAUUUGAAACUUUGUUAGAAGAAGCACAGUCUUCUUACAAGCCAGAAGUUAUACAAGAGCUAUACAAUGACACGGAAGAUCAAUUGGAAACCAAUGUUAAUAUAAUUGCAGAGUGGAUAGAGAGGUGGAAAGAAGAAAAUAUG
Messenger RNA from Brenthis ino (lesser marbled fritillary), 528 nucleotides. NCBI's taxonomy places the organism in Eukaryota, Metazoa, Arthropoda, Insecta, Lepidoptera, Nymphalidae. The record is from the annotation of a GenBank genome assembly.